AUGCCGGAAGGCCCAGAAUUGAAUUUAUCAGCAAAGUAUGUCAAUACUGUGUGUAAAAAUAAAACAUUCAGGGGGUCAGUUGUGAAAUCGGUGGAGAAUGCUAAAAAUCCCGAAAUAAAUUGGAACGAAUGUCAUUAUUCAAUCUAUGCAGAAUCCAGGGGGAAAGAAUUGAGAUUAACGCUUUCAACUGUGGAUCAGUCUAAGCCUACGAAACUGAAAGAAUUGAAAAUUGUGUUUAAUUUUGGCAUGUCGGGUAGGUUCAAUUACUGUGAAGAAUCUGAAAUGGUCAAACAUUCCCAUCUAACAUUUUUCACAUCAGAUAGUCCACCUAUGAUUUUGAGUUUUGUAGAUGUUAGAAGGUUUGGAAGAUGGAGAGUGGAUGAUAAUUGGGCUCCAGAUAGGGGGCCUUGUGUUAUGUUGGAAUAUCCUAGUUUUAGAGAGUAUGUGUUAGAAAAUCUGGAUAAAACUGCUUUUAAUAAACCUAUCUGUGAAGUUUUAUUAAACCAGUCAUAUUUUAAUGGUGUAGGAAAUUAUCUUAGAGCUGAAAUUCUUUACAGGGCUGGUAUUAGACCAUUUGACAAAGCCAGAGAUGUUCUACAAGAAUUAUUAGAUGAUCAUGGUUCGGUUACACAAAAACUCAAAAAACAAAGUAAAGCAGAUAUAUUACAACUCUGUAGCCAACUCUGUCAUGAAGUUAUUAACUUAGGUGCUACUAUUUAUAAUCCUGUACCUGAUGCUGACUAUUCUAAGUUUACUGAAUGGUUACAAUGUUUUUAUAAAGAUGGUAUGCUUAAUAUGGUAGACCAUAAUAAAAGAACUAUUUGGUAUUCUGGAGAUCCAGGACCAAUGGUACCAAAAGGUAUGUUAAGGUCAUUUAUAACAUGUUAUGUGGUUUCAUGGUAUUGA
Molecule: messenger RNA, 906 nt
Organism: Lottia gigantea (owl limpet)
Lineage: Eukaryota; Metazoa; Mollusca; Gastropoda; Lottiidae
Exons: 5
Coding region: 1-906 (301 amino acids)
Biological process (GO): base-excision repair
Cellular component (GO): nucleus
Molecular function (GO): DNA-(apurinic or apyrimidinic site) endonuclease activity; damaged DNA binding; DNA N-glycosylase activity
Source: RefSeq, a predicted model, not a curated record